UUUAAAUCUCUUUUUCCCUCUUUGUUUACCUUUAACUUUGUUUGGUUUAAAGAGAACUGGUUAUGUGACUAAUCAGAUGUUUUCGUAUUCUAAUUGUAGUUUAGUUUCAUGUUGAUUUUGUUGUUGUUGUUCUUUAAUUUAGUGAUUAGUGAUACCAUAUUCGUUUGAUUGUGAUUAAAUUCUAUUUUAAUUGGAAAAAUGGAUGUUAUUUUUGAAGAGAAACAUUCAGGUAAAGGGAUAGUCCGGUCAGUCUGUAAAUCAAAGGAUCGGCCUAAAUGGUCAAUGAUUGUUGAAGAUAAUCAAUAUAAAGAUGAUAGAAUUAAAUUUUCUUCAUGGUUUUCCAUCUAUCAAAUGUUUAAGGAAGUUUUUCUGCCAAGAGGUUAUCCUGAUUCUGUUAGUUCGGACUAUUUAUCUUACCAAAUUUGGGACAGUUUACAGGCUUUUGGUUCAAGUAUCACCGGAACUUUGGCUACUCACAAUGUUCUCAAAGGAAUUGGUGUUGGUGAUCAAUCGGCAACCGUUACGAGUGCCACGUUAACAUGGUUAUUAAAAGAUGGAACUGGAAUGAUUGGUCGGAUCGUAUUCACUUACUUUAAGGGCUCGAAUUUAGAUGUUGAUUGUAAAAAAUGGCGUCUCUACGCUGAUAUAAGCAAUGAUUUCGCCAUUGGUUUAGAUAUGAUUUGUCCCAUGUUUCCAAAUUAUUUACUUUUACUCCAAUGUUCAUCGGGUUUGAUCAAAUCAUUGGUUGGAACCAUUGGUGGUGCAACUCGUGCGGCAUUAACCCAACACCAAGCUCGUAACAACAAUUUAGCCGAUGUUUCAGCAAAAGACUCAAGUCAAGAAACGCUGGUCAAUUUAGUCGCUUUAAUAACAAGCCUAAUAUUAGUGCCUUUGGUUGCAGAAUCAGAUUCAUUAGUUUGGAUCCUUUUUGUAAUAUUCACUAUUACUCAUAUUUAUUGUAAUUAUCGUGCUGUUAGAUCAGUUAAAAUGGAGAUUUUUAAUCCUUCAAGAUGGACAUCGUUCAUUGAGAAAUAUAUUUUUAAAGAAACUAUUGGUUCUGUCGAUGAGAUUAACCAAUUGGAAAAUAUUUGGUUCUUUUCAACUCAUCAAUUCCAAGAUCGAAUUGAAUCUGGUCUCCCUUUGAGUGAUCACGAUUUAAGUGAUGAACAAUUUGAUCGUUUAAAUGAAAAUCUCCACAACAAUAACUACAUUUUAUCAGUCAAUGGUCAACACAAUGUUUUAAUUUCUUUCUUUGAUGGUCAAGAAUCUGUGAGGACAAAAAUGGAAGCUUAUUUUCAUGGGAAUCUGAUUUUAUUUGCAUUAACUGAUCAAAAGAAAGCUCAAAGUCUUGGAAUCACAAUUAAUGAUCACGAAGAGUUAAAAUUAGAUUCGAUUGUUAAAUCAACAAGAUCAAUAGUUGACAGCAAAUUUGACCAAAUGCUGACCAAUGCCAUGGACAAAGGUUGGAAUCUGAGUAAUUUUAUUUUCCUUGAAAAUGGUUGGAGAGUAAAAUCAAGAGACUCAAGAAUAUCUGACAAAAAAUCCAAUUAAUCAACUAACACA
Messenger RNA from Panonychus citri (citrus red mite), 1563 nucleotides. Its product is annotated as RUS family member 1-like. The record is from RefSeq and is a predicted model, not a curated record. NCBI's taxonomy places the organism in Eukaryota, Metazoa, Arthropoda, Arachnida, Trombidiformes, Tetranychidae. The transcript is spliced from 4 exons. Bases 199 to 1551 code for a protein of 450 amino acids.